GAUUUUCCUCACAAAGCAGCGAAAACCUCAACCCGAAGCCAAACCCACCCUGUGCGGCUACGGGACUAUUCCCCCUCCCUCCUAAUCUUAAUCGUCUCCCUCUCCCUCUCCAUUUCUCUUCUCUGCACUCCCCUUUCGUACCCGAAUUUCAUUUACAAACUCAAUCGAAAACCCACAACCAAAACCUAAUCUAUAUCAAGCCGACCACCGCCACCACCACUUUCGCUUCUUUACAUUAGGAAACAAAGGCCUAAACUCCAAUGGAAACGAAGCAAGCUACGUCCGCUCCACUCUCAGACUCAGGUACUUCUUCUCUCAAUUCCUCUUCUUUUGAUUCUGAAAUUCAGAAUGUUCCCAAAACCAACGGUUUGAACAGUGCUACCCAAAUUAAUAACAAGAAUACAACUAUUAGUAGUAGUACGGGUUCUGGUGUUAUUGUUUCUGAUGAUGAGGGUUUUGUGAGUGGUGAAGAGGAGUUUGAAAAGGCGUUGGAGAGGCCAGUUGUGGCUGACCCAGAUGGGGAAGCCUUAGAACAGGGCACUGAACGGAAAGAUACUAAUUACUCUUUGUCGGGUUCUUCGGAGUAUUCGAUGCCGAAGGUGGAAGUGCAAAUUAAAGAGCUAUCAGCUGCCGAUGAUGACGAAAAAGGCAAUAAAAUGAAGGUUUUGGGGGGUGAAGAGGCAGAAGAAGGAGAUGGGGUUGUGUUGGGAAAAGAGGCUGAUUCAAUUGUUGGGCAUAGUUCCACUGAUGCUUCUGGUUCUAAAGCUGUUGUAGCGGAGGAAAUUGAUGGAAAGCCUGCAAUUGGGGUCGUGUCUGUGGCUAGCGAAAAUUCGAACUCAAAUUUGAAUGAACUGGUGAAAGAAAGUGAUUUUGGUGUGGCCCAAGAUGGCUUUGUUGAUGGUGUGGAGAGUAGUGAUGGAGAUAAACUUUCGAAUUUGAACGGGAAUCUGAGUUCUGUGACUGAAGGGAGCAGGAUGCGUGAGGAGAAGAAGGUGGAGGAGAGUGAGGUGAAGGGUGAGGAAGCUGUGGAGAUUAAAACAAAUGAGGCUUUGCAUGGUGAAAAUGAUGAUGCUGCACCGGUUGAAGAGAAUGCUGUUGUGAAUGGUUAUGGUGAUCGUCCAAACCCUGAGACUUUUGAACCAACUGGCCCUAAGUCAGUUGAAGCAGAUGGUGGGAAAUUUACCACCGAAGGAGACUCUGUUGUGGAAUCCAUACAAGCAGACUUUUCGGGAUCUGGAAUGACUGUUGGCGGGGAUAUAGAAGAGAUGAAGGAUGCUAAAAUCAAAGAGGUGGAGGUACCUGUAGAGGGGAGUGUGACAUCGGUUAAUGGGCCUAAUCAAAUCGGCCGUAUUGAAGAAACCAUUGAUUCAAAGGUCGAUGUGGUAGAUGCUGAAGUUGUCAAAAACUCUGAACCUUUGAGCGAAUAUAAUGUGGAAACCAGAGAAUUGGAGCCUAUAGGACCAACAACUGAAGUUGCUGGUGCUGGCAAAGACGAAAAUUUAGAUGUAGGAGCUGUGACUACGGAUAAUGUGAUAGAAAAUAUGCAUGAAAACAUGGAAGUCCACUGUAUUUCUGAAGAACUUGAAACUCUAGAUAUGGUGAAGAUUGAGCCAGAAGCUGAAUCUGAGGCAAAACAAGAGGAAUCCAAUGUGAAGAAUGCUGGUGAUGGAGUAGUAGUUGUGUCUGGUGAAGAUGUAGUUGGUGCAGAUGGUGAUGGAGCCAGGGCAGUGAACUCUGUCACUGGAGCGUGCCAUACUGAUCCAGCCAAUGAGAUCAAUCAUAUGGAAAGUGGUCAUGCCGAGAAAUCUGAUGCACCCAACUUCCCUGGGUCAGGUUCGACUCCAAAUCGACAAUUAAUUGUAGAAGCUGAAGAUGAAGCAAAAAAUCCGAUAGACGAUGAAGGUGAACUUGAAGGCUCAGUUUCAGAUGGGGGGACUGAUGGUAUGAUAUUUGGAAGUUCUGAAGCUGCCAAACAGUUCAUUGAGGAGCUGGAACGUGGAGUAGGUGGUGGGUCUCACUUUGGUGUAGAGAGUUCUCAUGAUCAGUCACAAAGAAUUGAUGGCCAGAUCGUUACAGACUCGGAUGAAGAAGUGGACACUGAUGAAGAAGGUGAUGGAAAAGAGUUGUUUGAUUCUGCUGCGUUGGCUGCUCUCUUGAAAGCAGCAAGGGGAGCUGAUUCAGAUGGUGGCAAUAUCACUAUAACUUCUCAAGAUGGAUCUAGGCUUUUCUCAGUUGAGCGUCCUGCAGGUUUGGGAUCCUCACUCCGGUCUUUGAAACCUGCUUCCCGAUCAAACCAUUCCAAUUAUGUUACUGCUUCCAGUCUUUCAAGUGGUGCAGAAUCUGAGAACAACUUGACUGAUGAAGAGAAGACAAAAUUGGAGAAGUUUCAGAUGAUAAGAGUGAAAUUUUUGAGGCUCAUUCAGAGAUUAGGCCUUUCCCCAGAUGAAUCUGUAGCAGCACAGGUUCUGUAUCGGCUAGCACUUCUUGCAGGGAGGCAAACCGGUCAGCUUUUUAGCUUUGAUGCUGCCAAAAGAACAGCUCUGCAGCUUGAAGCUGAGGGUAAAGAUGAUUUGAACUUCUCUCUAAACAUCCUGGUUCUUGGGAAAUCAGGAGUGGGCAAAAGUGCUACGGUAAACUCAAUUUUUGGGGAAGAGAAGGCUAGGAUUGACGCAUUUGAACCUGCAACUAAUACCGUUAAAGAGAUUAGUGGAAUGGUGGAUGGAGUUAAGAUUCACUUAUUUGACACACCUGGCCUUAAACCUUCUGUGAUGGAGCAGGCUUUCAACCGUAGCCUCUUAUCUUCUGUGAAGAGGUUCACUAAAAAGAGCCCCACAGAUAUCAUCCUCUAUGUGGAUCGGCUGGAUGCCCAAACCAGGGAUCUUAAUGAUCUGCCACUGUUGAGGACGAUCACCAGUUCUCUUGGCCCAUCUAUCUGGCGAAGUGCCAUAGUCACCCUUACACAUGCUGCUUCUGCACCUCCAGAUGGACCAUCAGGUUCCCCUUUAAGUUAUGAGGUAUUUGCUACCCAGCGAUCGCAUGUCGUUCAGCAGUCAAUUGGGCAAGCUGUUGGUGAUCUCCGCAUGAUGAGCCCAAGUUUGAUGAAUCCAGUUUCUCUAGUUGAGAACCACCCUUCGUGUCGAAAGAAUAGAGAAGGCCAGAAGGUGCUACCUAAUGGCCAAAGUUGGAGACCACAUUUACUGCUUUUGUGCUACUCUAUGAAGAUUUUAUCCGAAGCAAGUUCUCUCUCAAAACCUCAAGAUCCAUUUGACCACCGCAAGCUGUUUGGGUUCCGGGCUCGCUCGCCGCCUCUUCCCUACAUGUUGUCUUCGAUGUUGCAGUCUCGUGCACACCCAAAACUGUCAGCUGAGCAGGGUGGCGAGAACGGUGAUUCCGAUAUUGACCUGGAGGACUUGUCAGAUUCUGACCAAGAAGACGAAGAUGAGUACGACCAGCUUCCUCCAUUCAAGCCUCUAAGGAAGUCUCAACUUGCGAAGCUUAGCAAGGAGCAGAGGAAGGCCUAUUAUGAGGAGUACGACUAUCGGGUGAAGCUCCUUCAGAAGAAGCAGUGGAGAGAGGAGUUGAAAAGGAUGAGAGAGAUGAAAAAGAAAGGCAAGGGUGCUGUAAAUGAUUAUGAUAACAUGGAGGAAGAUGCUGAUUCUGGUGCAGCUGCUCCCGUGGCGGUUCCGUUGCCUGACAUGGUAUUGCCACCUUCCUUUGAUGGUGACAACCCUGCAUACAGAUACCGGUUCUUGGAGCCAACUUCUCAAUUCCUGGCCAGGCCGGUUUUGGACACACAUGGUUGGGACCAUGAUUGCGGGUAUGAUGGUGUCAACCUUGAGCAUAGUGUAGCCAUUGCCAGUCGUUUUCCAGCAGCAGUUACCCUGCAGAUCACGAAAGAUAAAAAAGAGUUCAGCAUCAAUUUAGAUUCUUCGGUUUCCGCCAAGUAUGGUGAGAAUGGUUCAAAUAUGGCGGGCUUUGACAUUCAAACUAUAGGAAAGCAACUUGCUUACAUCAUCCGUGGGGAAACCAAAUUCAAGAAUUUGAAGAAAAACAAGACAGCUGCUGGUGUAUCUAUUACAUUCUUAGGUGAAAACGUGGCCACUGGUUUGAAGAUUGAGGAUCAGAUUGUUUUAGGAAAACAGUAUGUUUUGGUUGGGAGUGCUGGGACUGUCAGAUCUCAGCAUGACACUGCAUAUGGUGCCAAUUUUGAACUGCAGCGCAGGGAACAGGAUUAUCCAAUUGGCCAGGUCCAAUCUACAUUUGGGCUGUCUGUAAUCAAGUGGAGAGGGGACUUGGCACUGGGGUUCAACAGUCUAGCUCAGUUCUCCAUUGGACGUAGUUCGAAGGUGGCUGUUAGAGCAGGAAUAAACAACAAGCUCAGUGGGCAGGUCACUGUGCGGACAAGCAGCUCAGAACAUCUUUCUCUUGCACUCGCGUGCAUUAUUCCAACUGCAAUUUCCAUCUACAAGAAACUCUGGCCUGGUGUUGGUGAAAACUCAAUCUACUAGAUCUUGUUUAUGGCAUCAGAAAGCUUGAUGCUAGAUUGAUCAGGUUUUUAAUUUAUUUAGUAAUGCUUUGCUUAUUUGAAUACUUGUGCUGGUACUAGGCUUAUAUUUUUUUUGGCGCGAUAACAUGUAUCGAAUAUGAGAUGUAAUUGAGAAGUAUUGCUGUAAUUUUGCUAUUCAGGUCCCUGGUCAUAUAGGAUUUGGUGUUCAUGCUAUGUAAUCUCGUUGGAAGUUUCAGCUCGAUUUAUUGUAUUUGAGUUGUUUUAUUCUUCCAGAUUUUGUUCAUUGGCUACAAAUUUUGUUUCAUACAAUUGAUUUUGCACAAAGAAUUAU
This is a messenger RNA of Ilex paraguariensis (yerba mate), 4838 nucleotides long. The record is from the annotation of a GenBank genome assembly. Lineage: Eukaryota; Viridiplantae; Streptophyta; Magnoliopsida; Aquifoliales; Aquifoliaceae.